GGCCGGGUAGGCGGGCGCCAAGACCUCACGCGCUUUCGGCGCUUACUCUCGCACGCGGUCCCCGGUAGCCACGCCACGCGCGCACUCACUCUCCCUCUCAGCGCGCGGCUGCGGGGCGCGAUGGACGCGGCGCUGCUCCACAGCCUGCUGGAGGCCAACUGCAGCCUGGCGCUGGCCGAAGAGCUGUUCUGGGACGGCUGGGCGCUGCCCCUGGACCCCGAGGGUCCCUACUCCUACUGCAACACGACCUUGGACCAGAUCGGGACUUGCUGGCCCCGGAGUGUGGCCGGAGCCCUGGUGGAGAGGCCGUGCCCCGAGUACUUCAACGGCAUCAAGUACAACGCCACGCGGAACGCCUACCGAGAGUGCUUGGAGAAUGGGACGUGGGCCUCCCGGAUUAACUACUCGCAGUGCGUGCCCAUUUUGGACGACAAGCAGAGGAAGUACGACCUGCACUACCAUGUCGCCCUCGUGGUCAACUACGUGGGCCACUGUGUGUCGGUGGCAGCCCUGGUGGCCGCUUUCCUGCUGUUCCUGGCCCUGCGAAGCAUUCGCUGUCUGCGGAACGUGAUUCACUGGAACCUCAUCACCACCUUUAUCCUGAGAAACGUCACGUGGUUCCUGCUGCAGCUCAUCGACCACAAAGCACAUGAAAACAAUGAGGCCUGGUGCCGCUGCAUCACCGCUGUCUUCAACUACUUCGUGGUGACUAACUUCUUCUGGAUGUUCGUGGAGGGCUGCUACCUGCACACAGCCAUUGUCAUGACCUACUCCACUGAGCGCCUGCGGAAGUGGCUCUUCCUCGUCAUCGGAUGGUGCAUCCCCUGCCCGAUCAUUAUUGCCUGGGCCAUUGGCAAACUCUACUAUGAGAAUGAACAGUGCUGGUUUGGGAAGGAACCUGGUGACCUCGUGGACUACAUCUACCAGGGCCCCAUCAUCCUCGUGCUCCUGGUCCCGGGGAGAGGCUGGGUGUGCUGGCUCAGAUGCCGAGAGGCUCGGAAUGAAGAUAAACGAGGCCCUUCCGGGAGCCUGGGAGCCAGCACAGCAGCGCAUUCAUCUUCAUCGCCUCAGGGGUGCCUGCGAAGGCUCUGGAGUUUUACUGGCACAGGGGAUGGAUGGCAAGAGAUUAAUCACUCCCUUGGCAACCAGAUCAAUUUUGUAUUUCUGUUCAACAUCGUCAGGAUCCUAAUGACAAAAUUACGAGCAUCAACCACGUCAGAGACCAUCCAGUACAGGAAGGCGGUGAAGGCCACCCUGGUUCUCCUGCCCCUUCUGGGCAUCACCUACAUGCUCUUCUUUGUGAAUCCCGGGGAGGAGGACCUGUCACAGAUCGUGUUCAUCUACUUCAACUCCUUCCUGCAGUCGUUCCAGGGUUUCUUUGUGUCUGUCUUCUACUGCUUCUUAAAUGGAGAGGUGCGCUCAGCCAUGAGGAAGCGGUGGCACCGCUGGCAAGACCAUCACUCCCUCCGAGUCCCAGUGGCCCGGGCCAUGUCCAUCCCCACGUCGCCCACACGCAUCAGCUUCCACAGCAUCAAGCAGACAGCCGCCGUAUGACGCCUCAGGCGCCCCACCUCGCCUGUCCCUCCCGGCGGGACACUCCCCAUCUGCCUCCACCGCCCGCUCUGGGCUCUCCUUGCUGCGCAGGCUCUGGUGGGACGGAAGAGAGCGCAGAGAGCACUUCCCCGUCCGGCCAGGAGACAGGCUGUGCAAUGGCGCAAGGGGCCCCAGCAACCAGGGCCAGGUGGGCCCACGUCUCAGUGCAAGAGGGAGCAGAGCGGAGAAGUCACAGGAGCCUCCUCUGAGAAGAACGGGGCGCGCGUCUUCAGACAUUUGUCCACACCAGCCUCUCGCACGAGAUCCUCACUGUAGCCCCAUUCGCAGAUGGGGCAACAGGCCCCAGAGCCAGGAAGGGCCUGCCCAGCUCCCACAGCUAGUUCAUGGUGGACCCGGGGCUCCCCUGCCCUACUGAGGGUGCAGGCCUUCCCGCCAGCAGCAGCAGGGUGGUGGUCGGCCCUGCCCCCGUCUGUGCCUCUGUGCUCGAUGGCGCCCUCUGCAGCUGCGGGGAGGCACAGCAGCUGGAGUAAAGGAUUAAUUCAGAGGGCUUCACCCCAGGGCCUCUCGCCUGGAGGAGAAGCCUCAUCUACAGCCCAGCCCUGACCCAGCCAUCCUCCUGCCCCUGGGGGCCCCUGAAGGAUGCUGACUCCUUUCUGGGAGCUCUGUUCUCAGCCUAGUCCACAGAUUCAGGGGCGUGGGGAGGGGCAGGUGAGGAGGAUGACAUGGGCAGGGCAGCCAUACGCUCUUAGGCCAGCCAGAUACGUAGUGCAGGGCGAAACAGGGAGAAGCAGCACGGGAUGAGCCAGGAGGAGGAGCGGGUUAGAAAUAUCGGAAACCAAAGUACGUCUUUCAUGACUGGAGCUCAUCCCCCAGCCCCUACCUGAGACUGGGCUUCAGCCUCCCAUUCAGAAACCACAUCUCUGCUCUCUGAAAUAAACCUCCCUGCAGGUCAAGUCCACCAGGCAUCCAAAGGGUCGCCGUGGCCACGCAGAGUGGGCUGGUCCAUCCUCGUUUGCAGACUCCGGCCCCGGCCUGGGGCCAGUUCUUCCUCUCUGACCUGCACAUCUGUCCCUUCUCAAUUCCCCAGGACAAUAUCUGCCCCUUCUCCCCAACUAAGGGCAGUUGAAGUCAGCACGGAGGAGAGGUACGAGCCCCCAGCAGCCACGGCCUCUCCCAGAGGCCCAGGUUCUGGAAUCUGCAGGGAAGUGUAGACAGAGCCCACAGACAACAGGCACAGGGCAGCUUCUGCCCUGGCUUAUAGGAGCGGCUGGGCGUCCAGGACAGAAGGAGCCAUCAGGCCGGGGUUCAAGAGGGCUUUGUUCUAGAUACAUCCUCCCCGCCCCCCCCACACACACACAUUUUUUAAACUAUGUAUCCUAUGUUGCACAUUUUUAAGUUGCCAUAUAAUUUUUUUUACAUAAACUAGCGAGAGAGGUGAUUUCUCGCAUUUGGUAAAUAUUUACGUUUUAAAAUAAAGCGGCCACGGCCCUUUAAAAAACAUCA
This is a messenger RNA of Hipposideros armiger (great roundleaf bat), 3057 nucleotides long. It is a transcript of the gene CRHR2, whose product is annotated as corticotropin releasing hormone receptor 2. Gene Ontology annotation, cellular component: dendrite; axon terminus; plasma membrane. Bases 121 to 1554 code for a protein of 477 amino acids. The record is from RefSeq and is a predicted model, not a curated record. The transcript has 13 exons. Gene Ontology annotation, molecular function: G protein-coupled peptide receptor activity; corticotropin-releasing hormone receptor activity; peptide hormone binding. Gene Ontology annotation, biological process: long-term synaptic potentiation; cell surface receptor signaling pathway; adenylate cyclase-modulating G protein-coupled receptor signaling pathway. NCBI's taxonomy places the organism in Eukaryota, Metazoa, Chordata, Mammalia, Chiroptera, Hipposideridae.